AUGGCACCGGUGGUAGCAUCUGUGGAACGGAUGGUGACGCUCUCGCGCGAAAUCUCCGACAAGACAAAAAUCGUUGCCGACUUUCUCUCUGCAAAUGGCCUGGAAGCCGCGUCCCUUGACGUCAAUGGACUCGCCGAGUUCCCGAUAUCGCCCAAGGAUGAGGAGGCGUACCGGGCACGCAUGGACUUGAUUUCCCUCACCAAAGAGCUCCAUGACGUCUGUAUCGGGCCCAAAGAGGGCCUGCGUCACUUGGGCUGGGAUUGCGUCAAUAACCUCUCGCUGCAAGCGGUGUGGGACUUCAAGAUCCCUCACCUCGUGCCGUUGGACGGCACCAUCUCGUACGAGGAGCUCGCAGCCAAGGCCUCUGAGCUCAACGGACUGGACAUUCCCAUGCUCAACCUGCGUCGCCUGGUCCGGCAUGCCAUGACCAACCGCAUCUUUGUCGAGCCCGAAGCGGGCCGCGUGGCACACACGCGCAUGUCGCGGCUGCUUCGUGAAGACGCACCUCUGGACAACUGGGUCGGGUUCAUGUGCAAUGACCUGUGGCUGCCCAUGGCCAAUGCGGUUGGCGCGAUGAAGAAGUGGCCAGGCAGCGAGGAGCCCACAGAGACGGGCGUCAACCUGGCCUAUAACCAGUCCCUCCCGUGGUUCGACUACCUGCAGCAGGAUGAGGCCUUUGCCAAGAGAUACAAUCUCGCCAUGCAGGCACACGGCGGCGGGGAGGGAUACUCGUUGGCGGCUACAGUGGAUGGGUAUCCGUGGGGUGACCUUCCCAAGGGCGCAACGGUGGUUGAUAUGGGCGGAAACCAGGGCUACGUCUCCCUUGCCAUCGCCAAGGCCUUCCCGGAUCUGCGGUUCAUCGUGCAGGACACGGCCGGGAUGCGCACAGACGAAACAACAGGCCAUGUCCCCGACGUGCUGCAGUCCAGGGUGCAGCUCACGACGCACGACUUCUUCACGCCGCAGCCCGUCGUGGCGGAAGCGUAUUUCUUUCGCAUGAUCUUCCACGGCUUCGCGGACAAGUACUGCGUCAAGAUCCUCCAGGCGCUCGUACCGGCGCUCCGUCCCGGUGCCAGGAUCAUCAUCAACGACGGCGCCCUGCCUGAGCCCGGCACGGUGGGCUACAUUGAGGAGCGGACGAUGCGGACCCUGGACCUGGUUAUGCAGGUGGCGGUCAAUGCGCGUGAGAGGGAGCCGGACGAUUGGCGGCAGCUGUUUAAGCGCGCCGAUGAGCGAUACAAGUUUAACAGGAUCUGGAGGCCGGAUAGCUCGCGCAUGUGGUUCAUUGAGGUGGAGUGGACGGGCUCGUAA
Molecule: messenger RNA, 1311 nt
Organism: Purpureocillium takamizusanense
Lineage: Eukaryota; Fungi; Ascomycota; Sordariomycetes; Hypocreales; Ophiocordycipitaceae
Exons: 3
Coding region: 1-1311 (436 amino acids)
Molecular function (GO): O-methyltransferase activity
Source: RefSeq, a predicted model, not a curated record